AUGGCUGCCUUUGUUUUCGACAUCGACGGUGUGCUGUCCAAGGGGUCGCAGCCUUUACCAGGGGCCAAAGAGGCUCUCCAAGUUCUACAGGCCCGCAACAUCCCUUUCAUCUUCUUGACCAACGGAGGAGGGCUGACGGAGGAAGCGCAUGUGGACAAGCUCCGUGUCAGAUUGGGACUUGAAGAGCUUGACGAGAAUCAAUUUAUUCAAAGCCACACACCCUAUCGAGCGUUGGUCCCAGAGUAUGGUGACAGGACAAUCCUCGCCCUGGGCGGCCACAGCGACAAGGUUCAGAUCUCGCGCAUGCCUAUGGUUUUCGAAAGCAAACACGGAAGGAAGGACCCAAUUUCUCCGCUCGACAUCAGCACCGAUGGCAGCGAAAGUGGCGAAAGCAACGACGGCCUGCUCCGUAUACACGCGAUUCUUGUCUGGAACUCACCCCGAGACUGGUGUCUGGACCUUCAGGUCGUCCUUGAUCUGCUCCUGUCCGUGGACGGCAUCGUUGGGACCCGGUCCCCGAAAAACGGCGACGCUACCCUGCCGAAUGGCGGUUAUCUCCAGGACGGCCAGCCCAGGCUUUUCUUCAGCAACCCAGACUUUGAAUGGGCCACGCAGCACGCGCAGCCGCCCCCUAGCCCAAGGCGCUUUUCCGACAGGCCUUGUGCGGCCUUUGGCCCUACAAGACAAAGGGGUUUAGCCCAGCCUCGCCUCACGGGGGUCGGCAGCCGACGAAGCGAGGAAGUCUACGCGAGAAGCCCUGAAGCCUGGAACGGCACUCCACCAGAAGAGGAAAUCGACUCGGCAUACACCAUUAAGACCGUUUUCAUAUAG
Molecule: messenger RNA, 831 nt
Organism: Verticillium alfalfae VaMs.102
Lineage: Eukaryota; Fungi; Ascomycota; Sordariomycetes; Glomerellales; Plectosphaerellaceae
Product: phosphatidyl synthase
Exons: 2
Coding region: 1-831 (276 amino acids)
Source: RefSeq, a predicted model, not a curated record